Paramacrobiotus metropolitanus is the source of this 2134-nucleotide messenger RNA. RefSeq names its product kelch-like protein diablo. The record is from RefSeq and is a predicted model, not a curated record. The transcript has 7 exons. Lineage: Eukaryota; Metazoa; Tardigrada; Eutardigrada; Parachela; Macrobiotidae. Gene Ontology annotation, molecular function: protein binding. The coding region runs from base 211 to 1971 and encodes 586 amino acids.
CCUACAAGCCUGAUUUAGCAGAACUGAAACAGUGGAAUCGCCGCCAUCAGUUUACGUAAUUCACUGCUGCACAAUUUCUUUUUAGAUUCGUCCUGUAACCGUUACAAUCAGAUCGUUAGCUAGUUAAGUCUAGUUUGGUCAUUUUUAGAUUUCCACGUUGUUCCUAUUCUGAUCUUACCAGUUAGCAACCUCCUACGGUCUUGUCGCAUCAUGUCUUCCGAUCAUAUGCAACCCAGCACAGAUUCGGCCACUGUCCGUCCCUCUGUUUGCUCCAGCGUGGUGCAGGGAUUUCUGGACGGACUGCAGGAUCUGAAGAGCAGUGGAGUUCUGUGCGACGUAAUCCUCAAAGGAGCCGAAGAUUCAGCAGCUGGUAUUCCUUGCCAUCGUGUUGUGCUCAGUGCUCACAGCAGCUACUUUCGCAGCAUGUUUUCAACUGAUUGGAAAGAAUCUUCCCAAGCGGAGAUCCCGUUGCAGAAUAUCUCCUUUGCCACGCUGCUGAACAAAUUGGUGACAUACGCGUACACUUUACAAAUCUGCCUGGAUGACGACACUGUUGAGUCAGUUCUCGUUGCGGCGCUCUUCUUGGACUUCUCUCCCGUCGCUAAACUGUGCUGGGAUUUCCUGGAAAGUCGCCUGGAUGCAUCCAGUUGUCUGCUGGUGUACUCGCUGGCGCAGACGCACAACAAUCCGUAUCUGGCCAACAAGGCUGAAGUCUUGGUUUGCCAGCAUUUUGUCAAGAUUGCACACGGCGUUGACUUCUUGCAGCUGGAUGCAGAAAAGGUGACUGAACUGACAGCAUCAGAUGAUUUAUGCGUCGAACACGAGGAUGAAGUACUGGAGGCUGUAAAGCGUUGGUUCGAUCAUGACCAGACUGGCCGGACGGCGAAGUUGCCCAACGUUUUGCAGUAUAUCCGUGUACCAUUUCUCUCUGUCAAGCGUCUUGAAAAUUAUUUUUUGGCUCUUUUUAAUGGGCUUGUCAGCACUGGCGCUGUCAAUUUCCCACUUCAGUCGCGGACUCUUGACCAGCUACCCGGUCUGCCCAAGGUUAUCGUGUGCGUUGGAGGCGUUGAGUUCGAUACCGAUGUGAGUUCAGUGGAGGUUUUCUGUCCAUCCAUAUCGGCUGCAUGGCGCAUGGAAAGACCACAGCUUCCGCGUGCCGUUUAUGGAUGCGGCAUAGCUGUUAUGAAGGACUCGUUGAUCAUAUGUGGUGGUGUCAAAAUUGAUGGGAGCCCGACGAAUCAAGUCAGCCGGCUUGAUCUGUUUGGUAAUGAAUGCGCGGAUCUGGCGCCUAUGCUGGCCAACCGCGCUUGUGGCGGUGUGGCUGCUCUCAAUGGCCGGGUCUACGCUGUUGGUGGCUGUAACGAUAAGGGAGAAGUGCUGACUGCUGCGGAGUGCUACGAUCCAGAGAAAAAUGUUUGGCAACCCGUGGCUGGGCUGCCUCUCCCGUUAGCUGGAUUUGCCAUAGUGGCCACCAAUGACCGGCUGUACGUGUUUGGUGGGAUGACAAAAUCAGAUGGAUAUUCGAGUACCCACUCGGCCUUCUGCUACGAUCCAGCAGCGGAUGCGUGGAAUAAACUGGCCGACAUGCCAACUGCCCGGGAAGACUGCACUGCCUGUGUUGGCGCGAAUGGCAUCAUUUACGUUAUCAGUGGAUAUUCUUCUGAUCGCCGUGUGCGUCGCGUAGAGGCGUACGAGAUCAACUAUGAUCAGUGGUCGAAAAAAGGCGAUACGAUUAGCGGUCACUGCAGAGCGGGAUGUGCGUACAUGGAUGGCAAGAUCUAUGUUCUUGGAGGCGGAAACGACGAUAAUCGCGAUAUCGAGUUUUACGAUGAAGGCCUAGAUGUUUGGCGCAUACAUCCCUGCCGACUGUCCAAGCCGAACCAUAGCUUUGGCUGCACGGUGAUGACGAUGAAAAAGGGCACCAACUGGACUGGCCAGAUCGUUUCUGAUCAACGAAGAGGGCAGGAAUGAAUGUGUUGGCUGUUGGUAUCGCUUAGUCGGAUUCCAUGAGAAUUCGGGAAACUGAAUUGUUUCAUUAUUGACUGGUUCGUUUUACUUCUCAUGCUGAUGAUAAACUCAAUGUUUCUUUAUCAAUUUAUCAGCUGUGAUAAUUCGCAGUAACAAACGUUGCUGA